Molecule: messenger RNA, 867 nt
Organism: Lasiodiplodia theobromae
Lineage: Eukaryota; Fungi; Ascomycota; Dothideomycetes; Botryosphaeriales; Botryosphaeriaceae
Product: Lon protease
Exons: 1
Coding region: 1-867 (288 amino acids)
Source: RefSeq, a predicted model, not a curated record
AUGGAGAAACAAAGCUUAGCCGCCAAGUCCAUGCCGCUUGGUCAGCUUAUGCCGUCCUCGGUAUCUGCCGCUGCCAACGAAGCGUCGAACAAGGAGCGCUCCCGAGAGACCUCCACGAGCCAACACGUAUCCAAUUACAAUCAUGACGAGGCCUACGAUGAAGAAGUGGCAGAGGUUGGACAUGGCGGGUCUCACACUCAGAGCUGGACCUGGUCGUCGCCGCGUGCACUCCAGGAAGACCUAUACACCGUUGCCAAAGUCUCGGUGGAACGUCACUUUCGCGGCUACGAUCGUGAUCUGGUUGAUGCGCUGAAGAGUCUGGAGAAAUGGUGCGAACACGCUGCUAACAUGAAAAUGGUGGCGAUCAAGCUUGAGCAACGCAGGAUUGCGGAAAAGGAACUCUUCAAGCGCCUUCGCGACGAGUACAACAUGGUCUGCAAGGCUUUCGGUGGCCGGAAGCUCUCCGUUGGCCAUGGCGGAGUCCUGUGCUUCCAUACUCUGUGGUGUACCGACUACAAGACCGACUGGCGUAGACUUGCUCCCUGGCCUACCAUCGCUGAACAGAAGUGGGAGGGCGAGGACCGCGCCCGCACGAAGGUCGGUCGGUACUUCCCUUUGCCUCGUGAACCCAGCAACGGUAGUGUCCCUUGGAACUAUCUUCCCAUGAUCACUUCAUCUCCAUUCGAUCAGAUUUGGCAGAUCCCAUCCGAGCUGGAUAUUCUCUAUCCCAUGGAUCAGAUCAAUGCGGAGGUUGAGGAAGAGAAGCAUUCGCUCUUGAAUCAGGACAUUCUCGACGCUAUCGACCUUGGACCGUGCGACGUGUGGGCCGAAGAUGACCUACCGCAGGAGCCUUCAGGAACUAUGUAA